Molecule: messenger RNA, 645 nt
Organism: Medioppia subpectinata
Lineage: Eukaryota; Metazoa; Arthropoda; Arachnida; Sarcoptiformes; Oppiidae
Source: the annotation of a GenBank genome assembly
GAGAGAUAUAAACAGAAAACAUAUGAUUAUAUCAUUAAUUAUGUAAACAAUUGUCACUAAAAAAGUUGUAAACAAUUCUCACUUUCCGUUUCUCUCAAAGACUUUUGAUCCCAAAGACUGGUCACCUCAAGACAUAUUCCUCCACAACAACGACCACAACAACAACACCAAUACGGAUACCAUUCCUCGGCAACCAUUCCCUUACCAUCCCAUCAGACAAUGUCUGCCACACGAAGACAUUAUGACGACUCGUCGGCGGACGACGAGUACACGGAACUGAUCCGAGACAUCACUGAAGAACCGGAUCAGUACGACGACGACCGCCACUUCAGCCGCCAUCGCAGCGACUCUUCGUCAGACAUGGAACCGAUCGACAGACUAUCACUGGUGAAGAUUACCUUCGCGUUGAUUGGUUUGUCACAACUGCUUCCCUGGAACUUCUUGAUCACCGCCAAUGAUUACUGGAACUACAAGUUUCGUGACAUCAACGGCACCAUCGAUGACACCAUUGAAUCCACUUCUUCAGCGCCGGUCACAUCACUGCAGAAGUACUUCGAGAGCUAUGUCUCUAUCGCCACGAAUGUGCCGUUUCUGGCGGUACUGGCGUUCAACGCCCUCUUCGGUCACAAGUAUGUGUCCAACGGA